AUGCUAUCAAGCAAGACCAUCGACUCAGUGGUCCAAGAUACUGCUUCCAACCCGAAACACGUCGUAGACCAACAGUCACAAGCUAUGUCACCUAUCCCUCAGGACCAAGACCAAGAAGAUAUCCAGACAAAGGACCUUGAAGGUAUUCCCGAGGGUCUUGUAGAUAAAGCUGAAGGUAUAACGGUACCCACUGUACGGGAAGAUGGUAUGAGAUCACCAGCUGCGAGAAAUAAGAAACAAAAGAAUGUAGCGGUGUUGACGAGUGGGGGUGAUAGUGCUGGUAUGAAUGCUGCUGUCCGUGCUGUGGUCAGACAGUCCAUCGCUAGAGGAUGUCAAGCCUACAUCAUCCGAGAAGGAUGGGAAGGACUUGUCCGAGGUAACGCAACUGAUCCUACACCAUUCACAACACCUCGACGAACACCCUCGGCUUCAGCCAACCAAUCACCAGUCUUACAACCCGCCAAGAGCGUCUCAUUCUCUUCGUUACCUCCUUCGAAACAGAUGGAUUUGGAAAAAGCCACUCAUGAAUUGAAUGAACAGGCUGAAGAAGACUUUGAAAAGAACAGAGUCAACUUUACCGAUCCAAGUGGAGUUGCCCCCUUAUCCAACGCACCGCUGAGUUUCGGAUUUGGAGAGUUGCUCAAGGAUGGUGCGGGAGAAGGAGAUAUCGAGGAGAUGCAGGCUCACGGACUGCAAUCUAUGGUGAUCGUUGAUGAAGAGGAUGAGAAAGGUAAAUCACUAAAAGGGAGAUAUAUAGUGAGAGUUGGUUGGGAUGAUGUAAGAGGUUGGUUGGGUGAGGGUGGUACUCUUAUCGGUAGUUCCAGAUGUCCUUCUUUCAGGGAAAGAUCCGGAAGACUUCAAGCUGCACACAACCUGAUCAAAUACGGUAUCGACUGUCUUGCCGUAUGUGGUGGUGAUGGUUCGUUGACUGGUGCAGACAAAUUGAGAGGAGAAUGGCCGAGUCUCAUGGACGAACUCCUUGCUGCAGGUAAAAUUGAUGAGGAGCAAAGAGAGACUUAUAGACAUCUGAACAUCGUCGGUCUUGUCGGUUCCAUCGAUAACGAUAUGUCAAUGACCGAUCUCACUAUCGGUGCCCCAACUGCUUUACACCGAAUCUGUGAAUCCAUCGACUCUAUCGCCUCUACCGCAUCCUCCCACUCUCGAGCAUUCGUCAUCGAAGUUAUGGGAAGACACUGUGGAUGGUUGGCUCUACUUGCGGGAGUGGCGAUGGGAGCAGACUUCAUAUUUAUCCCUGAAUCACCACCCGAAACCGAUGAUUGGGAGACUGAGAUGUGCAACCUCCUUCAAUCUCACCGAAAAGUCGGUAAAAGGAAGUCUAUCGUCAUUGUCGCAGAAGGUGCUCUGGACAGGAACCUCAAACCUAUUAAGCCUGAUUACGUCAAGGAUAUCCUUGUUGAUAGAUUAGGAUUGGAUACGAGAGUCACUACUUUGGGUCACACUCAACGAGGUGGAAGACCUUGUGCCUAUGAUAGAAUCUUGCCUACCCUCCAAGGUGUACAAGCCGUCCAAGCUCUUCUCGAAGCAACACCCGAAACUCCCUCGUAUAUGAUCGGUACCCGAGAAAACAAGAUCAUCAAAGUACCUCUUCUUGAAGCUGUCGCCGAGACUCAAGCUGUUGCCAAAGCCAUUGAGAACCGAGACUUCGCUACAGCCAUGAGUCACAGAGACUCCGAGUUCAGAGAGAUGUUACAAGCCUUCCAGAUCAGUUCAUCUCUCGCAAUCAACGAAGAGGCACCUAAAGACAAGCGACUACGAAUCGGUAUCGUCCAUGUUGGUGCUCCAGCAGGAGGUAUGAAUGCCGCUACUCGACAAGCCGUUCGAUUCUGUCAUCAUCGAGGUCAUACCCCUGUAGCCAUCUACAACGGGUUCGAGGGUCUACUCGACGAUAACGUCGCUGAACUAUCUUGGCUCAGGGUGGAUACCUGGACUACUCGAGGUGGAUCAGAAUUGGGAACUAACAGGACGUUACCAAGUAUCGAUCUUGGUAGUGUCGCUGCAGGGUUCCAGAGACACGCUUUGGAUGGUUUAUUGGUUAUCGGUGGAUUCGAAGCUUUCCACUCGCUCAUGAUCCUCGAACAGAACCGUGCCAAUUACCCAAGUUUCCAAAUCCCCAUGGUCCAUUUACCAGCAACUAUCUCGAACAACGUUCCCAUGACAGAUUUCUCCCUGGGUAGUGAUACCUCCCUCAACGCCCUGGUGGAUGCUUGCGAUGCCAUCAGACAGUCCGCCUCGGCAAGUAGGAACAGAGUGUUCGUAGUGGAGACUCAAGGUGGAAUGAGUGGAUAUCUAGCUACUAUGGGUGCUUUGGCUGUCGGUGCUGUGCUCGUCUACACUCCAGAAGAUGGUAUCUCACUCAAACUCCUUCAAGCGGAUGUAGAGUUCUUGACCAAGAGGUACUCGUUAGACGCUAAGGGUAAGAGCGAAGGUCGAUUGGUCAUCAAAUCCGAAAAAUCAUCUUCCAUCUACACCACCGAGGUGCUCACCAAGAUCUUCAAAGAAGAAGGUAAAGAGUUAUUCGACGCCCGAUCCGCUUCAUUAGGUCAUACGUUGCAGGGUGGUACACCUUCACCCAUGGAUCGAACUCGAGCUGCAAGAUUGGCUUUGAGGUGUAUGCAGUUCCUCGAACAACAUGCUGUACCCAAUUCGCAGACUUCCUCCAUAGCCCACCGAGGAGGUAGUGGCGCGAAACAUAAGAAGCCGUCUUACUCUACUGAGACGGCUACGAUGAUUGCGAUUAGAGGAAGUAAGAUUGUAUAUGCCACGAUGGAAGAGGUUCUGAAACAUACGGAUAUGAAAUUGAGAAGAGGUAAAGACGAAUGGUGGUCUGACAUCAAGAGAUUGGCUGAGAUCAUGGGUGGUAGACAGGGAUUGAUCUCUUCAUAG
Molecule: messenger RNA, 2904 nt
Organism: Kwoniella mangroviensis CBS 8507
Lineage: Eukaryota; Fungi; Basidiomycota; Tremellomycetes; Tremellales; Cryptococcaceae
Product: 6-phosphofructokinase
Exons: 9
Coding region: 1-2904 (967 amino acids)
Biological process (GO): canonical glycolysis; fructose 6-phosphate metabolic process; fructose 1,6-bisphosphate metabolic process
Cellular component (GO): 6-phosphofructokinase complex; cytoplasm; mitochondrion
Molecular function (GO): ATP binding; identical protein binding; fructose-6-phosphate binding
Source: RefSeq, a predicted model, not a curated record